AUGGCCUCCCAGAAAGCACGCCGUCUCAUUUUAACCACCGCAGUAGUCUCAAUCACCAUCGCCGGAACACUCUACGGCGCCGGUAUCAAGACCGAAAAAGAGGUUACCCAGACGGUUCAGCAAAAACGGGAAGCUACAAUAGACGAGCGAAUCGCGUCUCUUCGCGGCAUGCGGGAAAAUCUAGCGGCGAAGAAAGAACUUGUUGAACGGCAGAUGCACGAUCUAGAUGCUCGAAUUGAGGAAAGGAAACAGAAGGGUCUGGACGGGUCAAAGAGAGAGCCUCCCCAUAACGGUUAA
This is a messenger RNA of Aspergillus bombycis, 297 nucleotides long. RefSeq lists its product as uncharacterized. Bases 1 to 297 code for a protein of 98 amino acids. Lineage: Eukaryota; Fungi; Ascomycota; Eurotiomycetes; Eurotiales; Aspergillaceae. The record is from RefSeq and is a predicted model, not a curated record. The transcript is spliced from 2 exons.